GCAUCAUCAGCCCCUUUCAACCCUGAUCAGAUGCCCACCUUUGACCCUUCACCCAUCAAUCCUGAUCCUUUGGGAAAGGACAAGUACGUGGCCUCGGCAGGCUGCAUUAUCAUCGGCGACGAGGUCCUCAAUGGAAAGACCAAAGAUAGCAAUUCCAACUAUUUUUCAAAGUGGUGCUUCAACCUCGGAAUCGAUUUGAAACGGGUUGAGGUCAUUCCCGACGAUGAGGACGACAUUGUCGAGACGGCCAGGCGCAUGGCCAGCAAGUAUGACCUCGUCAUCAGCUCGGGUGGCAUCGGACCAACUCCGGAUGAUAUCACGUAUCAGAGCAUGGCGAAGGCCUUUUCGGAUGGGAAGCUCGAGCACCAUCAAGAGACGCUGAGGCGCAUGGAGCUGAACCUCAAGGCUCGUAGGCGAGACGUCUCGGGGACUGAAGAGAUGAUGACCGCUCGAAAGCGCAUGGCCUUGUUUCCCGUCUCGUCAUCCAACUCUUCCGUCGAGGUAAUCUUUCCCACCACGCAGCUCUGGGUUCCCGUCGUUCGUCUUUCUGGAAAAGUCUGCAUCUUGCCUGGCGUGCCUCGACUCUUUGAAGGGCUACUCGACGGCUUGGAAAAGUACGUUCCCAUUGAUCCCAACAGACCUAGACCUUAUCGAUUGUUGGUGCACACCAAAUGGCCAGAAAGCAACAUUUCUCCUUUCUUGGUCGAGUUGACGGAAAAGUGCAAAAAGGAGGGCAUCAAAGUCGGCAGUUAUCCCAAGUGGAACUCCGGCGUGGACGUUUCGCUCAUCGGCGAAGAUUUGGCCCGCCUACAAGAGCUCGGAAGCGAAGUGGAAAAGGCGGUGGAGGGCAAGAUCACCACGGCUGGCAAGAUCGGCGAAGAGUCCAGUUGA
Messenger RNA from Ceraceosorus guamensis, 891 nucleotides. RefSeq names its product Molybdopterin binding protein. Lineage: Eukaryota; Fungi; Basidiomycota; Exobasidiomycetes; Ceraceosorales; Ceraceosoraceae. The record is from RefSeq and is a predicted model, not a curated record. The transcript is spliced from 6 exons. The annotation marks the transcript as partial.